AUGGCCACCACCGCCUACUCUCGUCAUCCCACCAGCUAUGUCUCCCACCAGAAGGCCCUCCCCAUCACCAUGCCGUCCGGCAAGGCCCCCGUCUACAGCUACCCCCAGUCCCGGGUCCUUGAUUCUCCGGAACUCUCUGACACCAGCACCUCUUACACUGGCAGUCGGACCUCCGCGGGUUCCUACAGCCGAUCCAGCUACGCGCCCAGCCACAGCAGCGGAGACUUCGACUCCUACACGCAUUCUGGCGUGGAUGUUGUUGACAUGCUCAGCGACAAAAUGAACGCCGCCUUCGAUCCCAUUCGACUGGAUCGCUCGCUAGCGAAACAAGCUCAGACAUCUGGCGAAUUGAACGCUAAACAGCGGGAGCUGCAAGAGCUGCAAGCGAGGGCCCAGCGGAGAUUGAAAUCCGCACGGGUCAAUUUCGCUGAAGGAGUCGAGGCCGUGAAAGAAGCCCGACAAGACGUGGAGUACACGUCGAAGAAAAUCUCAGCGAUGAAAUCGAAGGCGGAGAAGAAACACCCGGAGGCGUAUGCGAAAGCCAGCCGCAGCCGCCACGCCUGA
This is a messenger RNA of Fonsecaea erecta, 564 nucleotides long. RefSeq lists its product as hypothetical. Gene Ontology annotation, cellular component: BLOC-1 complex; endosome. The coding region runs from base 1 to 564 and encodes 187 amino acids. The record is from RefSeq and is a predicted model, not a curated record. Gene Ontology annotation, biological process: endosome organization; regulation of protein localization. The transcript has 3 exons. NCBI's taxonomy places the organism in Eukaryota, Fungi, Ascomycota, Eurotiomycetes, Chaetothyriales, Herpotrichiellaceae.